This is a messenger RNA of Galendromus occidentalis (western predatory mite), 1884 nucleotides long. Its product is annotated as transmembrane and coiled-coil domain-containing protein 4. Bases 1 to 1623 code for a protein of 540 amino acids. The record is from RefSeq and is a predicted model, not a curated record. NCBI's taxonomy places the organism in Eukaryota, Metazoa, Arthropoda, Arachnida, Mesostigmata, Phytoseiidae. The transcript is spliced from 10 exons.
AUGGUUGCUUUAGUGUCCGGAGAAAUCAGCGGGAGUUACGAGCCAUAUUUCAAAAUACUUAAGGAAGAGCCCGAAAUCCGAGGCGACUUCUCAGUUUUCGUGAAAGAUCUCAUCCUGUUCUCCGUGAAGGACGGUGUCUACGACGCCCGUUCCCGGGUUUGCAUCCAUUACGUCGCGAUGAAACUCGCCCUACCGAUUUCCGUUGUCGACGCAGCCGAACGCUCGCUGGUCCAAUGUCUUUCGACGGAGAGAGCGAAAUCAUCAUCCGCCGACGGUGAGGAAACCUCGAGACGCGACCGCACGAAAAAGAUUAAGAGAUACCUCAUGAUCGGAAUCGCGACUGUCGGCGGAGGGGCCGUGCUUGGACUGACCGGAGGUUUAGCAGCUCCUCUAGUGGCCGCCGGCGCGGGAGCUUUCAUCGGAGGAGCGGGUGCCGCGGUUCUCGGAUCGGCAGCAGGUGUGGCAGUCAUCUCUUCAAUCAUGGGUCUCGCCGGCGCGGGACUGACUGGCUACAAAAUGAACAAACGAUUGGGGGAGAUCGAGGAAUUUGCGUUCGAAGAACUCACUAAAGGCCAGGAGCUGCACGUGACUAUUGCGAUUUCUGGAUGGAUAUCAAGCGACAACUUCUCAGGUGCAAUGCUCGAAUGGAGACGAAUGCUCUUCUCCCGGGAACAAUACGUCCUCCGCUACGAAUCCAAAUACCUCUUGGAUCUGGGAACUGCAAUCGACUAUUUGUACGCGUUCGCUGUAUCAAUGGCUGCCCAGGAAGCAUUGAAGUACACAGUCUUAUCAGGCCUCAUAGCUGCGAUUGCCUGGCCGGCUGCUCUCAUCUCGGUCGCGGGAGUUAUCGACAAUCCCUGGGGUGUGUGUCAAAGACGCUCCGCUCAGGUCGGUAGACACCUUGCAGAGGUUCUGAUCCAACGCCAACAAGGCAACCGUCCCGUCACACUGAUUGGAUUCUCGCUGGGAGCCCGCGUGAUUUAUUACUGUUUGAAAGAAUUGGCCCGUCGACAAACGUGUGAGGGCAUCGUGGAGAACGCGGUCCUCCUUGGUGCGCCGGUUCCAGCUAAGACUGCAGACUGGGCGUCUUUCAAGCGGGUGGUUGCUGGGAGCAUAGUCAAUGGUUACUGCAGGGGUGAUUGGUUGCUGAAGUUCGUCUACAGAACCUCAAGCGCUUGUAUAAAUAUCGCCGGUCUUCAACCCAUAAAUUGGAGCGAUCGACGAAUGCGCAAUUUGGAUUUAUCUGAUGUGAUUACCGGCCACAUGGACUACUACGAUAAAAUUGAUCAAAUACUCGAUGUCAUUGGCAUAGGGACCAAAUCAGGUGAUAGACGUAAGAGAUCUUCUGCGGGGAGGGGGCCAAGAUCCGAAAAACCCAGACCUCAAUCACUUCCGGAUCUCCGGAGCUCGGCGCUUGAGACAUCCCAAUCGGCUCCUUCUGUGUCCGGGUAUUCCAGCUUGUAUAACUUGAGCAGCGGUCUCGGAUCAUCUCGAAAACAAGCAUCGUCCAAUUUCUCCUUCACAGCCUCGACACAAUCGCUGAGCAGAACGUCCAGAUGCAUCGAAUCUGAGACGACUUUGAGCGACUUUUCGGAAAUCGGAGACGAACUCGGAAAACUAUAAGUCAGAUUGCCGUCCCAGGCUCACCGCAUCCGUGUCGGCGCAGUUCGUAGGCUCCGAAUCCGGUCAAUAUUUAAAAAAUACCUUCUGUCGCUGGAGACCGGUGGAAGGGGGUUGGCUUCCGAUUUUGUGUGAUCAAACUCAGGACCCCGUUAAAGGAGAGAACUUCAGACCUAAUUCUGCAGCAGGGAGCGAUGCCGUCUGGAAGCGAGAUCUCGCUAUCGAGACCGAAGGGACGUAGUCAGUCUCAAAAAGGAAGGUUCC